CACUCUCUCCCUUCUUAACUCAUUUUCGCAUCGGAACCGGCAGAGUCGCUCUCUCUCUAAACCCUUCCACUCAGCUACGACAAUGUCUGUGCUCGAUUCGCUCGCAGCUAUUAGUCUUCUAUCGGUUUGGUUUCUGUGUAUCGAAGCGUCGGUACAUGACUACGCUGGAGAGAAAUUCGUUAGCAAGGGCAAUGCAUUCGUGGUCCAUGGAGGAAGUGAGGGAAUCUACUUUUCUCUCCCCAACCAGAACGAGUCUGCGGCGAAUUGCGAUUCUUGUAUACGUUUUGAAAAGAUUACAUUCCGGAGGCCCAAAGAAUAUUCAAACUUCAGCUCCAGGUUGGUUCAAGCCCUCAUUUUUGAGGUAGAUGAUAGAGAAACAAUUGGGGGUUCAGCCUAUGGGGGCCAAAGGGCUGUGUGUUGCACAGCAGAUUUAGCAAAACUGGGCGUGUGUUCUCAAGGAGAAAUCAUUCACCGACCAUCUUCCCAAAAUCCAGGUUGGCCCAAAGUGUUUGGUGUUUCAUUCAAUGCAGAUGAGCUAACUGCAAAGUUGCAACCAAAAUCAAUACAGAUCACAAAAACUGGGAUGUAUAAUCUGUACUUUAUUCACUGUGAUCCGAAUCUAAAGGAGUUGGUAGUGGAGGGAAAAAGUAUAUGGAAAAAUCCUACUGGUUACCUGCCUGGCAGAAUGGCACCACUUAUGAACUUUUAUGGGUUCAUGUCUCUUGCAUUUGUGAUACUUGGAAUCUUUUGGUUCUCUCAGUAUGCUCGAUUUUGGAGAGAGGUUCUUCCAUUGCAGAACUGCAUAACACUAGUAAUAACACUGGGCAUGCUUGAGAUGGCCUUGUGGUAUUUUGAUUACGCCGAAUUUAACGAGAAUGGAGUCAGACCUACUGGGAUCACUGUAUGGGCCGUCACCUUUGGCACUGUGAAGCGCACAGUUUCACGUUUGAUCAUCCUGAUGGUUUCUAUGGGCUAUGGUGUUGUAAGACCUACCCUAGGCGGUCUUACGUCAAAGGUUAUUAUGCUUGGAGCUACCUUCUUUCUCGCAUCUGAAGUGCUUGAACUGGUCGAAAAUGUUGGUACUGUCAGUGAUCUUUCAGGAAAUGCAAGACUGUUUUUGGUUCUUCCUGUGGCAAUCUUGGAUGCUUUCUUCAUCCUCUGGAUAUUUAAAUCUCUCUCUGCAACUCUUAAUAAGCUUCAGGCUAGACGGAUGAUGGCCAAACUUGAUAUUUACAGAAAGUUCACAAAUGCCUUGGCAGUAGCUGUUAUUGUGUCCGUGGGCUGGAUAUGCUAUGAGCUCUAUUUCAAGUCAACUGAUGUGUACAAUGAGCAAUGGCAGAAUGCAUGGAUCAUCACUGCCUUCUGGCAAGUCCUAUCUUUCUCUCUCCUCUGUGUCAUCUGUGCUCUUUGGGCGCCAUCUCAGAACUCAACGCGAUAUGCUUACUCUGACGAUGGUGAAGAGUUUGACAGGGAUGAUACUUUAACACUAAUAAAACCAUCCCCUAUUCCUUCAAAGGAUGUCCGUAGUCCACCUGAAGUCAGACCAGCGCAUGGCGGGAAUGAUGUAUCAAACGGUGAUUUGGAAGAAGACAAGACAGAGUAAUGUAAAACCUAGCUGAGGCAAUUUAAAUUGGUUUGGUUUUUAGAAGCUCCGAGGCCCUAGUGAUGGCACAGAGAAUCAUCUGGUUGCUCUCCCAGCCGGGGAAUGUUCAUUUAUCGAAUAGAGCAGUGUGCUCUCUGCUUUUCAUGUUCUUGUUUCUAUUUUCUCUUUCCAUUUGUCUCAGUUUCCGUAGGAAAUUGGAUUCUAUGUCCACUAAUAGUUGGCUGAGAAAACAGAUCUGUACUGUUAUUUCACACGAAUAUACUGUAUCAUUUACCAUCAAGUGUAACUUCAUUUGGCGCUUUUUUUUUACAAA
Messenger RNA from Cornus florida, 1916 nucleotides. RefSeq lists its product as uncharacterized. Lineage: Eukaryota; Viridiplantae; Streptophyta; Magnoliopsida; Cornales; Cornaceae. The transcript has 5 exons. Gene Ontology annotation, biological process: transport. Gene Ontology annotation, cellular component: Golgi apparatus; membrane. The coding region runs from base 83 to 1603 and encodes 506 amino acids. The record is from RefSeq and is a predicted model, not a curated record.